AGUGCCUGCCACCUAACCCAUAAAGUCACGCUCAUAGCGCGUGUCUAAAUCGCCUUGGCGACAAUGUCGAAGCCAACCGGUGCCACUUUCCACCCUCCACUUGCUUUCUUCCUUCGUUUCUGUCUUGCCCUUUCACAGGCGUAAAAAUGCAACUGAAUUUUGUCUUUAUAAAACUCCGAAUAGGCUCUGCCCCAUCCAUCUCUCCCAUUUCUUCCUUUUAAUGGCCGUCUUUCCCUUACCAACCUCUCCUCCAACAUCUGAUCCGUGCCUUUGCUUCUUCCUUUUCACGCCCUCUAUCUCUUUCUCUCUGUCUCCGUAGCCAUGCACUCUCACUCUCAUUCUCUGAAGCCUACCCAUUUCCAUCGCCUACACUUUUCCUGGUUGCCGAAACCUGUUCCUCUUUUCACGCCCUCUCGCAUUCGAUCCGCUUCACUUUUUCCCCUUGAUCUCAAGUUAAAUGCGCCGAUUGUUCAAACACCUGGGUGCUGCUUACGACGCAGUCUUGUUCGAUUUAAGGCCUUCGAUGGGGAUUCUAUCGACAUACCAUCCCUUGAUGACGGGAGCGACAUGGAUGGGACAGCUGGAUACGUGCUUUCAUCCAGUGAAGGUGAAGAGAGCGAUGCAGAAACUAUGCUAUAUCCAGUAGCCGACGAUGAUUUGCCUAAAGUCCUUGUGUCGACUGAUGAGGCUUUUUCAACGACUGCUCACCGGUUUGCAAUGCUCGGGAGAAGGCGCAGGAAACGCAGGAUUAAACUUGGGGUUUUAAUCAAUAUUGGACUCAUAAUCUUCUUGAUGGUGCUUCUUUUAUUCGUGGAUUGGUGUGCAUGGCGGAUAGUUAGGCUGCCUUUAGAAACAUUUUACUUGACCCGCCCUUUUCUUAUAUCGGCCAUUCUAGUCUCUUGUGCAGGCUAUGUCUGUGUUCCAUUACUGUAUAGGUUCAGGAUUCAUCAAAUAAUCAGAAAAGAAGGGCCUUCUAAGCACUCGUUAAAAAAGAGAACUCCCACAAUGGGUGGAUUAUUUUUUGUUCCUAUAGGUGUAACUGUUGCCGGAUUCAUUGCUGGUUUUUCUUCCACUGAAGUAUCUGGAGCAGCAACAGCAACUCUAGCCUUUGCUGCAAUUGGGCUACUUGAUGAUAUCUUAAGUGUCAGCAAGAAUCAUAAUAGUGGCUUAUUGGCAUGGACAAAAAUUUUGUUGGAGGUAGCUGUUGGGACCUGGUUCUCAUUUUGGUUGGAUACCACGAGUAUAUCGUCACCUUACAGCAUAAAAAUGUUGCUUCCUCUACCGGGACCAGUAGGACUUGUGUACCUGGGAAGAUGUUAUCUAUUGUUGACUUCAUUUUGUUUUGUGUCCAUGGGAAAUGGGGUUAACUUAACAGAUGGUCUCGACGGACUGGCUGGAGGGACUGCUGCAUUGGCUUUUAUAGGAAUGUCAAUUGCAGUGCUUCCAAUAUGUUCUGACCUUGCUAUAUUUGGGGCAUCAAUGGCAGGAGCCUGUGUUGGUUUUCUUUCGCACAACAGAUACAGAGCAUCUGUAUUUAUGGGCACUGGCUCCUUGGCACUUGGUGGAGCAUUGGCUGCAAUGGCUGGUUGUACUGGAAUGUUCUUUCCAUUAUUUAUUUCAUCUGGAAUAUUUGUCAUUGAGGCAUCAACAAUUAUCAUACAGGUAUUGUAUUUCAAGGCGACCAAAUGUUUGUGGGCAGCUGGGCGCCGGCCAUUCCGAAUGGCUCCCCUUCAUCAUCACCUUGAGUUAUGUGGGAUCAAAGAACCAAUCAUUGUUGCAGGCGCAUACGUCGUAUCCUCCAUAUUGGCAUUAUUUGCUGCCUAUGCGGGUCUUAUUUCAGCAUGACAUCUCACAAUCAUGUUUUUCCAUUAAUUUUCUGAUAGUUAGGGUCACCGAAGUCAUAGUUCUUUGUGUAUUCUUUAUGAUUCUUUACUUCGAUUUGAAGUUUUCUGUUUUUCCA
This is a messenger RNA of Juglans microcarpa x Juglans regia, 1960 nucleotides long. RefSeq names its product phospho-N-acetylmuramoyl-pentapeptide-transferase homolog. The record is from RefSeq and is a predicted model, not a curated record. Gene Ontology annotation, biological process: cell wall macromolecule biosynthetic process; cell wall organization. NCBI's taxonomy places the organism in Eukaryota, Viridiplantae, Streptophyta, Magnoliopsida, Fagales, Juglandaceae. Gene Ontology annotation, molecular function: phospho-N-acetylmuramoyl-pentapeptide-transferase activity. Gene Ontology annotation, cellular component: membrane.